AUGACGGCCCCGUCCGUACCUCGUAUACGAACUCGCAAGCCCAAAGUCCGCUCCGGCUGUGCUACAUGUAAAUCCCGAAGGAUUAAAUGCGAUGAAGGUCGGCCGACCUGUGCUCGCUGUCAGAGAAGCCGGCUGCCUUGCAAAUACGAAAAUAGUAGGACUCAAAAUGGCUCCGUGCCGGUAUCUAAUAGCGGCGAUGCCGGUUCGCAGUUAGCUCCAGGGAUACGUUUACAUGAUCUUGAAGGGCACGAGGUCUUCUACUUCGACUUAUUCCGUAACGUCGUUGUAGGCAAUCUCUCUCUGAACGGGUACAAGAAUUUCUGGACUCGGACUGUACUUCGCGAGAGCCUCAGAGAUGAAUGUGUACGGGAUUGCGUUCUGGGUACCGGUGCGCUGUGUCGGGCAAUGAUGGACCAGAUCCAUCGUCUGAAGCAGCCAGGGGCGAAGUCCCUUUGGAUGGUCCCAACAGAUACUCUCAACCCUAUCAAUACUAGAUACCACAGAGACGCACUCCAGUUUUAUACCACGGCCAUCUCAAAGUUUCGAAGGCGAAUGCUGCUCGAGGGCUCGUCUAUUGCGCCACGAACGAUCCUGAUCAUCAGCAUUUUAUUCAUCAUGUUCGAGGCGAUGCAGGGCAACACGGAGACCAUCGAUCGGCUUAUGCACUCUGCCAUACUCGCUUUGGAGAGUUCCUUGUCUGGUAGCAUGAUUUUUGGUUCUCGGUUACCACCGAAUCUAGACGAUGAGGGUGUCCGUGAAGCGGACUAUUUCCUCGCACGCCUGUCUGCGUUCAACUCUUUGCUAUCCCCACUUUUCAAUAACCCGACAGAUUUCAUAAAAUUCCAAGAGGAACAGAUGCUUGCUAAAGAUCAAUCAAAAACUUGGUGCGAGUUUUUAGAAGGCAAAGUAAACCAAGAGAAGGAUCUCGCCCAGUACUGGAGUUGGAAAACUAUGCUAGUAGAGGCGAAGAUGUUCAACAUCUACUCUCAUUACAGCCACGACCUAGAAGAAUGCGAAGCUAUAUGGGAUUCGCAACUCCCCACCUGCCGCGAAAUCAUCGUACUCGCGGAGUCGGUGUUACAAGAAGGGAGUCCGCUUACUGGUACUAUGCCGCCUCUUUUCGAAGACAAACUGCAACCGAUGCUGCGUUCCCUAAUAUGCAAAUGCCGCAACUACGACAUUCGGUCGAGGGCACUAGCCCUCUGUCAGAAGCUAUCCGGGCCCUGGUUUGAGAAUAAGGCGAUGGUUGUCGGCAUGAGGAUCCUUGUUGAGUUAGAAGAACAGCAAAGAGAUGCUUCUGGGCUCAUACCCUACCGGUCAAGAUUAAGAUGGAAUAUAUCAUCGUGGAACGACGACCGGACAGAACUGCGUAUGGUGCUUACAGGAGUUAUUACGGGCGAUCGUAAGGAGUUGAUGAUUCGUAAAGACGAAAAUAUCGAUGACAUGAUUGCAAAUAUGUCUAAACUAUCUGUCUAA
Daldinia childiae is the source of this 1476-nucleotide messenger RNA. RefSeq lists its product as uncharacterized. The record is from RefSeq and is a predicted model, not a curated record. Gene Ontology annotation, biological process: regulation of DNA-templated transcription. Bases 1 to 1476 code for a protein of 491 amino acids. The transcript is spliced from 3 exons. NCBI's taxonomy places the organism in Eukaryota, Fungi, Ascomycota, Sordariomycetes, Xylariales, Hypoxylaceae. Gene Ontology annotation, molecular function: DNA-binding transcription factor activity, RNA polymerase II-specific; zinc ion binding.